GCGGGAUUACCUCCAAAAGAACUUAAAAAAGGGAUUUAUUAGACCAGGACAUGGCCCAAUGGCCUCUCCAAUUCUGUUCGUAAAGAAGCCGAACGGGAAGUGGCGACUGUGUGUCGACUACCGACGGUUGAACAACGUUACGGUCAAGAAUCGGUAUCCCUUACCACUCAUAGGAGAGCUCAUGGAUCGACUCCAGGGAGCCAAGUGGUUUACGAAGUUCGAUGUCCGCGAAGGAUUCUAUCGGAUUAGAAUCAAAGAAGGACACGAGUGGAAAACGGCCUUUAAGACAAAGUAUAGACUGUACGAAUAUACGGUUAUGCCGUUCGGAUUAACGAACGCGCCAGCAACCUUUCAGUCAGUCAUCAACAAGGCACUCCACGAAUACUUAGGAAUCUUCGUUACGGCCUACCUAGAUGAUGUACUGGUGUACACCAACGGUACGCUAGAAGAACAUGUCGAACAUGUCAAAAAGGUACUACGGAAGCUUAAGGAGUACAAGCUGUACCUCCAAGCCAGCAAGUGCGAAUUCUAUACGAAGGAAACCGAGUACCUAGGCUUCAUAAUCUCGAUAGAGGGUGUUAAGAUGAAUCUAAAGAAGAUCCAGACUGUACAGGAAUGGCCAACCCCUAAAAUAGUCAAGGACGUGCAAUCCUUUCUAGGAUUUGCGAACUUUUACCGAAAGUUCAUAGGAACUACUCCUAGAUUGCUACCCCUCUUACGGAGAUUACGAAGAAAGAAGUUGGGUUUAAAUGGACUCAAGAUUGCCAGGAAGCGUUUGAGACGCUCAAGCAGGCAUUCUUGGAGGCACCCGUACUAGAGAUGUACGACCUAAGACGAGAAACGCGAGUCGAGACCGACGCGUCAGAUUAUGCACUCGG
Exserohilum turcica Et28A is the source of this 878-nucleotide messenger RNA. RefSeq lists its product as uncharacterized. The transcript has a single exon. Lineage: Eukaryota; Fungi; Ascomycota; Dothideomycetes; Pleosporales; Pleosporaceae. The record is from RefSeq and is a predicted model, not a curated record. The annotation marks the transcript as partial.